GUUGGAUAAGCGGAAGUGGAGGGAGCGUUUCCGUCGAGCGUUUUGUGCGCACUUGUUUGGAGGGUUUGCGAGAGGCAGCAGAGAUUUGAUUUUCAAAUGGAUAAAGAAUCAGAAGAGAGAAAGAUUCUUGAAAAAUUGGGGACUGCUUUAAAAGUUUCGGAUGGUGAUACAGAGAAGCAGAAUGUAUCUUCUGGCCAAUUAACUUGUGACUCAGCUUCGUGUAGGCUGUCCACGGUGGAUAGUGAUGUUUCAGGAGCUAGUGGCAAUGCUGAGAGGCUAUUAGAUGAUAAUGCUAAUGAUCAAGAGUUAGCAGAAGAACACUUCUUUGAAUGCAAGGAAACACUUGAGACUGAUGGAUUUGUGGAUGCGGAAGAAGAUGUAACAAAAUUGGAACAUCAGAAUGAUGAAACGAAAAUGCUUGAGUUUGACGAAGAAUAUUUACGAGAAUUGGAAAAAGAUCUGCCUGAAGAAGAGAAAAAGCGAAGACAAAACGAGAGUUUGAUGCUGAAAGAGGUUGGCAAUGGGCAGUUUAAAAAAGGAGAGUAUCCAGAAGCUGAGAACUCGUACACGGAAGCUCUUGGUAUUUGCCCAGCAUGCAACCAGAAAGAUAGAUCUAUUCUCUAUUCCAAUAGAGCAGCUGCUAGAAUGAAACUGGGUAAUAAGGAAGAUGCCAUAUCUGAUUGUACCAAAGCUAUCGAAUUAAAUCCGAAUUACAUUCGUGCUAUACUGAGGAGGGCAGAGCUCUACGAGAAAACUGAAAAACUUGAUGAAGCUCUUCAGGAUUAUAAAACUAUUGUAGAAAAAGAUCCAUCAAUAGUCCAAGCCAGAGAAGCCUGCAUGCGGUUACCACAACAAAUUGAAGAAAGAAAUGAGAAGAUGAAAGAAGAGAUGCUAGGCAAGCUGAAAGAUCUUGGCAACAUGGUUCUGCGACCUUUUGGCCUGUCCACUGACAACUUCCUGUUAAACAAGGAUCCAAACUCCGGCUCAUAUUCUAUCAACUUUGUGCAAAACCCAAAUAACAAUAAUAGAUAAUGCUUAUUACUGGCAACAGCUCAGUCUAAUGGUAUGCUGGAACAAAAUGUAGUUGUACAAUUAUAAAAUACUGCUUUUGUAGUCUCCCAGCAAACAGAUUUGUUCCAAUUAUUGCUGCAUUUUUGCAGGUACUUGUUUACAAGUUUUAAAAAACUUGAUUUGAGCUGCUUGUUGGAAGUAAAGGCAACAGUUGAAGCUAUAAGCUUUUUGUCAUCACAUUUGGAUAAGUAUUAAACCAAGUAUGAUUACGUCUUGGUGUUUGGACAUAUUUCUUAAUUUUCAUUAAAUGCAGAUGAAAAUCGCCAUGUAACCACUAGGUAGAUUUUUGUUUGAUAUGUGCAAACUACUGAUGAGAUGUCUAGUUGUGUACUGUUGAUCAUGCUGAAUAUCUCAUUAAAUUUACUGCCUUAUUUUCUGUGGAUUCUUUAAGAACAGAAUAAAGUUAGAAUAUACAUUGGUAUGAUUCAGAGAACUUACUGGAAAUAAAAAAAAUAUCAAAACUGUAAUUCACUUUGGUGAAACUUGCAUUCCUUUAGUAUGCAAAUAGAACUAACUACCUGUGCCUAACUAGGACAGCUAGCUUUCUUAUCCAAACAAUCUUUGGAAAGAGCAUCUUGCAUGGAUGAUGUUAUAAAGCAGAACACAAUAACCAUCUAGUUGGCUCAACAGAUCCACACUAUAUUGUUUAUGCUACACCUGUACUUCCUCCCAAUCUAUUCAUUUUUCUGUGACUUUGUCUUAAUUGCAUUUGUGCUGUUUACUUCAACUAUCCUUUGUGAUAGAAAUUCCACAUAUCUUGCCCACAAAAUAAAAACAAUGUCUUUUAUAUCUAUGGAUCAAAUUGAUUCACAAUCUUUCAGACCUCGUAGAAGGAAGCCAUUUGGCGCAUCAAAUCCAUACUGGCUCUGAGCAUUUCCAUCGAUCUUAUUUCCUUGUAAGCGAUUCACUCACACAUAGUCAUCACUACACCAUGGGUGAUUUACAGUAGCCAGUUACCAUGACAGCUAAUGCAUCUUUGGGUGUGGGAGGAAACCCACGUGCUUACAGGGAGAAUGUACAGACUCCAUAUAGGCAGCACCAGAGUUCAGAAUUGCACACAGACUGUUGGAGCUGUGAGGCAGCUGCAUUAUCUACAGUACUACUGUGCCACCCAGGGAGCUUAUUGGUUCUACCCUCAGCCUUUUUUGUUUUUGAACAUGGAGCUUUUUUUUUCCUCAUUCUUUCCUUUUGAGAUAUAACAACUUGGUUCUGAAAUCAUUCUAGUGGAUCAUCUCUGCAUCUUAUCUACUGCCUGUCUAUCUCCUUAACAAUAAAGAGAACAGAACAAUUCACAGUUAUGGUCUAACCAAUCUGCUGAAAAGAUUUUGCUUAGCUUCUUUGCUUUUCAAUUCUGCUCCUCUUGAAAUGAAGCCAAAGGCUCUUUUUAAUGUCCUGAUUCACAGUUUUAGUGAUUUUCCAUUUUAUACCAGCAGAUGUUUUCUUUCUCUGUCUCAUUUAGAAACAUACACUGAGUUUAUGGCUUCCCUGUUCUUGUAAUGAAAAUGUGAAACCUCACACAUUCAUUUUCCAAUUACAUGCUCAUUCUGCAAGGCUGUUACUGAUUUCCUGUAGCUUGUGACAUUUCUCUGUACUGUGACAAACCCACAUACACCACUCUCCCCACCCACCAAUACUUCAAGUCCAUUUUGUAUAUUAUAAUGGACAACAGUGAUCCCAGAAGCAAUAACUGUGGAGCACCACUUCCCACCUCUUACCAAUUUGGGUGAUCACUUUCAACCCCUGGUCUCUGGAUCUGUUUUUGCUAUCCAUUCUGCUACAUAUGCCAUGCUUGUAUGUGUUCUGCUCUUUUUCUUGUGUGUGCUAUGUGGUACCUUUAUGAAAUGCAAAUUUUAAAAACUAACCAUGUUGUCUUCUCUGUCACCCUUCCACCUCUUCAGUUACUUAAAAAAAUUUGUUGAGGUUGAUCAAGCAUGUUCUUCCCUAUUAUUCUUCAUUAUAUUUUUAGUUUCUGCAUGUUUUUCCAUUAUCUUUGAGAAAGUAUUCAGUUAUCUUUUCUAACACUGACAUUAAACUAAUUGAUCUAAAGUUUGCUGGGUUUGUUCUUUUUUUUAAAAAAAAUGGUAAUGGUUUUAGUCCUAUUAAAAUAGGCUUUAGGAAAGAGAUUUAGUUGGUUCUUUGAAUUGGUUAUUCAUUGUUUUUCCUUGAAAGUUUUUUGUGCUAUUAUCAACAUUACCUUGAGGUUUCUCUCAGUUUCUGAUACUGAUUGAUCCCACUAUGCUGCCCCAAGUGCAUGGGGAUUCAUGCUUGCAAAUGUUACAUUCUUUCCUGCAACUUCUCUUGGCCUGUUUCUCCUGUUGUGCACUGUUGAACAAUAAUGAAGUGUAUGAAACAGGAGGCGGUGCUAAAAGCCUGGGACUUGUCAUGUGCUUUCUUUAGAAAAUGCUUUGGGAUGGGGAAGGGCUAGAACACUCCAGCUGAAGUUCUCUCUGCUGCUUAGAUUUAAGAGGCUGUUAUAAUUUCUCUCAUUCUUUUCAAAGCGACCUGCUUUUUAAAGAAGCCUAAGGUAUAGUUACUGAAAGCAUUGUAAAACUUAGAAAACACAUUGAUCCAAAUCAUUUUAUAUGUUCAAAGUAGUAGUAGUUGUUUGCAGUAUGUUGCUUAAAAAAUUUGAAGAUGUCUUUUCCUUCUAUUACUUUAGCUGUUAAAGGCCUGCAGAAGCUAUUCUGCACAUGCAGACCUUUGUAAGUAUUAAGAUAAGCAGUCAGUAGGAGAACUGGGCUUACUCAUGUAAUCAUUUGCCAUUGUGGAAGGAAACAGCCAUGUGUUCUUGCUGUAUCUUUCUAUUCUGAAGACAAGUGAGGCAGCACCAUGACUUUUGAAUGUAUUGUAUUUAACAUGUUUUUAUAUUUUCAAA
Pristis pectinata (smalltooth sawfish) is the source of this 3946-nucleotide messenger RNA. It is a transcript of the gene ttc1, whose product is annotated as tetratricopeptide repeat domain 1. Lineage: Eukaryota; Metazoa; Chordata; Chondrichthyes; Rhinopristiformes; Pristidae. The transcript has 8 exons. The record is from RefSeq and is a predicted model, not a curated record. Gene Ontology annotation, molecular function: protein binding. Bases 97 to 1032 code for a protein of 311 amino acids.